GGUGAAAAAAAAAAGAAAAAAGAAUCUACUGUGCGGUGAAGGCAUCAGGAGCUUGUAGGAUGUCUUAGAACCUCAAGCGGUCCGAGCUUGUGGGACCAGUGAGAGUUGGGAGUCUACUGUUCUUGUAAGGCGAAAAAGCUUGUAAGGACUGAUGGCAGCCGGCGAGGUGGAAUGGCAAAAGGGGGUAUUGGAAACUGAUGGUCCGGUGUUGAGAACUAGGGAGUGUGUACUAUGUAUGUCUUUAACUGGUGGUUCCAUGUACUGCUCAAGCAGUAUGAAUGCAGGUGCACAGCUUUCCGAUCAGGUCCGAACCAGGGAGUACAUCAUGACCUGGUGGUUUCACGUGCUGCCCAGGCGGGGGUGCCUGCCAGGAUGUUGAAGCUUUCCAGCCCAGGUUCAAACUACGGAGUUUGUCUUUAACUAGGGGUUCCAUGUACUGCUCAGGAUGUUAAGCUUUCUGGCCAGGUUCGAGCUAGGGAGUUUGUCUUUGACUUUUGGUAGUGUUCGAUGUUCUGCUCAGGCUCGAGCUUGUGGCACCAGUGAGAGUUGAGAGUCUAUUGUUAGUGUGAAACUAAAAGCUUAUGGGACUGAUGGCAACUGGAGUGCUGGAAUGGUGAAAGGGGGUGUUAAAGGGGGGGUAUUAAGAGAUUUUCUGGUGGGUGGGGUAUACUUUAUGGCCCCUGGUCCUUUCAGGCUUAAUGGACCUCGUUGCCUUUUCGGCCUAGCAGAGGACCUUGCCCUUUUCGGGCUAAUGGUAUCUUGUACUCCAGCGAGUAGUGAGGCUAAUGACUGCUGCUCAUUGUACCUCGAGGCAUUCACAGUCGUUAACCUUGAGGUAGAAUGAGGGGUGAAGAAGGUAGGGGAUGAAGAAGGUAGGGGAUGAAGAAGGUAGGGGAUGAAGAAGGUAGGGGAUUAGAGCUGGGAUCUCGGAGGUGUAUGGGGGCUGCCGCUUGUUUUUUUUUUUCUUUUCUUUUCUUUUCUUUACGUUUUCUUUUUUUUUUUUGAAAGAACGAUUUUGUAGUUUUUGCCCUGUUCAACUGGUUUGCAUCUCGACUCGAACUUCGGUCUGUAUGCCAACAGUCCAUGGGCGUACCAACUGGGCUAGGCCCAUCAGUCACUAAUGUUUUUAGCAGGCUGAUAACGGGAGAGCAUUUUAUGGCAGAGUUGCAAAUACCGCGUGGUUGGCAUCAUCAAGUCUGCACAGAGGAGGUCAUAUUCUGACGACUUUUCUGUUCUCUCUUUUUCUUUUUCUUUUGCCCUUUUCAUAUUUGUUGAAGAGUAUUAGAUCCUGGCAUAUCAAAAUGAUUACUGUUUUCUAUCAGGAUUCAAGCCUUUUUUUUGGGGGGGGCGGGGGGGGGCGGGAGGGGGGACGGGUAUAUGGGGGAUACAAGCUUGUCCUCUGUCUGUGUGGCUGGAUUAGGCGCUGUAUGGUGCACUCUCAAUGUAUGAUUAAUUUUCGCGGAAUAAGGCCCGGCACCCUGAUUGGGAGUAAAGGUCAGUAAACAGAAUUGUCUGGUGGGGCAGCAGCUGAGGUUGCUUUUUUCUAUGGAUGCGUUGAGGGGGUGUUGGCUUGCCGUAGAGUGCACAUCUUGAGGGGAUAGGAGGUGGGGUACGGGUAGUUACGAGGGGAUUAUAAGGAGGAGGAGAAAGCGCAGCAGAAUGUUGCUUUCUGUAGGGUCCAAGGAGGGUAGGGAAAUUGUAACAGGGCGCCCAUCCUCCCUCCACGUCAGCAAUAAGAUAUGGAGGAUGGGACAGCAGUUCCUCACCUUCGUGGAGACCGGCAGAUCACAUGUGUCGAUGUCAGCUUCACUUUGGGUUCUGACAUUCGACAUGCAAUUCCACUUCUUGGGCGACAUCUGCCGGAGAGCCGCAUGGCACACGAUGGCAGGAGGAGGAGGAGGAGAGGAGGGAAGAGGAGGGAGAAGGACGAGGGGAGACGAGGAAGGAGGAAGAGGGAGGCUGAUGUCGACGGAACAGGACACCUGGGCACUGCCAGGACGCAGUGCCAGGCUCGCAGUUCGUAGCCACACUGUGAUACUUCCACAGCCUAAGUAUCAGCAACAAGGACGCAGCAGGCGAACGGCUCCAGCGCCAUCCAGUACCAAUGCAGCAGCUGCAGUACCGGUGACCACAGGGGUCCUUCCCGCCUGUCCGGUCCAAGGGGACCACGGGACUGCUGAGGCUGACCCAACUGGUCGAGAUAGGCGGAAUGCUGCCAGCACUGAGUCUCUGAUUCAGAAUGAGAGUCAGUGGACAGCGCUACUCCAAGGCAUGAUCUUUGUGCCUACGGACGAGCAGGCGGAUCCGACACCGGCGGAGGCAGAAAGGAGUAACCUGGCUAACUUGAUGUUGGGUAUGACGAGGGCGGUAAUGUGGAACAAUACGAUGCAGAUUGCGCACGCGCAAACUGGAUGGCAGCUGAGACAGACUCAGCAGAGAGAAUCUGCAACUUGGACAGCCGCCAUCCGCACAUCAACACAACAUCAGCAACAACAGCAACAACUGUUGGCAUCCACUAUCACACGUGUCAACAGCAUCGAGGCGAAGCCCUCAGCAGCGCCAGGCUGCACGACAGACAUAGCGAAGCAGCUCGGCGAGCGCAUCGACCAUGUCGUCACCAUCAUUGGCGACCUGGGUGACUUUACCAGUCCGGCAUCAAUCAGCAGCACGCUGGCCACCAUCAAGACGGACAUCACCAAAUUGCAGUCACGACCGGAAGUCGCCGCGAAGACAUACAAGAUGCCAUGCUUCAACAUCGGGAAGUUUGAUGAUUACAACAAAACAGACGCUUUGGCAUGGUGGCAUUCCUUCAUCACUGAAGCAGCCUGCCACCACGUACCAGAUCACCAUUCCUUCAUCACUGAAGCAGCCUGCCACCACGUACCAGAUCACCUGAUGAUGACAACACUCUACCUCCAACUCAUUGUAGGAGUACUGGCAUUAAUGAACCAUUUGACGACCAAUCUGGGAACCACCAUUGUCGACUUGCACACGCACAUCACGUGGGAGUAGCUCGAGUAAAUGUGGCACACUCGU
Messenger RNA from Chara braunii, 3036 nucleotides. Lineage: Eukaryota; Viridiplantae; Streptophyta; Charophyceae; Charales; Characeae. The record is from the annotation of a GenBank genome assembly.